GGCAUGCAAAUGAGCAGGUGCGGUGGCGGCCGUCCCGUUGCGGCUGCCCCGGCUCCCGAGAUGUUAGAGGCGCGCCGGGCGGCCGCGGAGCAGACUGCGGGCUGCGAGUUGCGAGCUCCGCUGUCCGGCCAUGGCCCCCGCUCCGCCCCCCGCCGCCUCCUUCUCGCCCGCCGAAGUCCAGCGGCGCCUGGCGGCCGGCGACUGUUGGGUCCGCCGCGGGGCGCGCCUCUACGACCUCACCGGCUUCCUGCGGCACCACCCGGGGGGGGAGCAGCUGCUGCGGGCUCGGGCCGGUCAGGACGUUAGCGCCGACCUGGACGGACCCCCGCACCGGCACUCGGCCAACGCACGCCGCUGGCUGGAGCAGUACUACGUGGGAGAGCUGCGAGGCGACCCGCAGGAGCCCGUGGAGAAUGGGGACGCAGCCUCCGCGGAAACUCCGAAGCCGGACCCUGAGGUGGAGCCGAGGCUCAAAGCGGUGGACUGGGACAAGGACCUGGUGGACUGGAAGAAGCCCCUGCUGUGGCAGGUGGGCCAGCUGGGGGAGAAGUACGACGAGUGGGUCCACCAGCCGGUGAGCAGACCCAUCCGCCUCUUCCACUCCGACUUCGUGGAGGCCCUGUCCAAGACAGCCUGGUACAGUGUCCCCAUCAUCUGGGUGCCCCUGGUGCUGUACCUGAGCUGGUCCUACUACGGAACCCUCGCCCAGGGCAACGUCCGGCUCUUCAAAUCGUUCACAUCAGAGUACUCGGUGGUGGUGCGUGAGUCCGUGUUCCCCGGCCUCUUCCUGCUGGGGAUGUUUCUCUGGAGCCUCCUCGAAUACCUCAUCCACCGCUUCCUCUUCCACAUGAAGCCCUCCGGCGACAGCUACUACCUCAUCAUGCUGCACUUCGCGCUGCACGGCCAGCACCACAAGGCACCCUUCGACGGCUCCCGACUGGUCUUCCCGCCCGUGCCGGCCUCUCUGAUAAUCGGCUUCUUCUACCUGUUGAUCCGGCUCAUCCUGCCUGAGGCGGUGGGGGGAGCUAUGUUCGCAGGGGGCCUCCUGGGCUACGUCCUCUACGACAUGAUCCACUACUAUCUGCACUUCGGCUCGCCACACAAGGGCUCCUACCUGUACGGCAUGAAGGCCCACCACGUGAAGCAUCACUUCGCCUACCAGCAGUCAGGGUUCGGCAUCAGCACGAAGCUGUGGGAUUACCUGUUCCGCACGCUCACCCCCGACGAGCAGCGGCCGAAGGCGCAGUGAGCUCCCGCGCUUCCCGCCCUCGGCCCGGCCCCGCCAGCUCCGCCGGCUCGGAGGCGCCGGGCUCUCCGCGGCCGGACCGUGCGCCCUGCGUCCCUGCGGCUCCUCCGCCCGCAGGACUGCUCGGGGCGCGGCCGGCGGCCCGGGGCAUGAAGGAAGCUGACCCUCGGGCCCAGGCUGUGCCCGCCCUGCCCCAGCAGCCCCGACGGGACGGGAUGCGUGGGGCCCCGUCGUCCCUCCUCCGCUCUGCCAAGGUCCGGUGGCUCUGCGGUGAAUGAAAGGCUCUCGCAGACAAGGCAGCCCGACACCUCCCACGGCCACCCCCAGACCCCGGCGCGCCCCUCGGCUGCCGUCUGCCAUUUGCGGCCGGCCAGCCUCACCGACCUGGGCAGGAGCCUGAGCGGGGCUGGCGGGAGCCCAACCUGUCUCGGGGACACCCCAGCUGUCCCAGCCACCCCCGCCCUGCCCCGGAAUCACAGCAUUUCUCCCAGGGAGGCUGCAGAUGCCGCUCCUUCGGUGGGAGCCCCUCCCAGCCCCGGGGACUCUUGCUCCCCACCGGGCACAGGUGGGCACCGCGUCCGCUCAGGACCUCCCAGCAAGUGCCUCCUGCAGCCCCGAGGAAGCCUUUGUGCCUUGGCUCCGUCCCGACCCCAGACCCCCGCUUCCCAUAACCAACACCCUCCCUGUCCUGAGGGCCUUAUUUAUAAACAAUGCAGAUGUCCUUAGCCUGGCCCCAGACCAAGGAGCCGGCCAGACCACCCUUGCUAAUCCUGUGUGUGGAGCUUAUGUGAAAAGAGAGACAUCGCGCCCCGGUUUAGUCCCCUUCUUACCCACAAACCACUACUUGAAACUUAAACACUUACCGAGUGGGAAGGCUGAAGUGAGGCAGUUUGACCGAUCCUGUGAUUUGUACUGUUUACUGCGGGCUAUUUAAAGAUUUUGGAAUAUAAAAAACUACACUUGUGAAAUACAGAUGUAAAUGAAUUGUAUAUUUUGAAAAAUAAAACAUUGAAAUCAACAAAGA
Chinchilla lanigera (long-tailed chinchilla) is the source of this 2270-nucleotide messenger RNA. It is a transcript of the gene Fa2h, whose product is annotated as fatty acid 2-hydroxylase. The coding region runs from base 131 to 1249 and encodes 372 amino acids. Gene Ontology annotation, molecular function: iron ion binding; heme binding; fatty acid 2-hydroxylase activity. Gene Ontology annotation, cellular component: endoplasmic reticulum; membrane. The transcript has 7 exons. The record is from RefSeq and is a predicted model, not a curated record. Lineage: Eukaryota; Metazoa; Chordata; Mammalia; Rodentia; Chinchillidae. Gene Ontology annotation, biological process: fatty acid metabolic process; lipid biosynthetic process.